This is a messenger RNA of Nestor notabilis (Kea), 1294 nucleotides long. RefSeq names its product GDNF family receptor alpha-4-like. Gene Ontology annotation, biological process: nervous system development. The transcript has 7 exons. Lineage: Eukaryota; Metazoa; Chordata; Aves; Psittaciformes; Psittacidae. Gene Ontology annotation, molecular function: signaling receptor activity. The record is from RefSeq and is a predicted model, not a curated record. Gene Ontology annotation, cellular component: external side of plasma membrane; signaling receptor complex. The annotation marks the transcript as partial.
GAGACCUCCUGGCUCUGCCAAGGAGUGACUGCAUAGCAGCAGAACAACUGUGCCUCCUGGACUCUGCCUGCAAUGGCACCUACAGGAUCCUAGAAAACUGUGCCCUGGCUAAGACUCGCUUCCUUCCACUGGAUCAUGAUACCAGAGUCCAAUGUCUGAAUGCAGAGCUAGGCUUCGGGAACAGCUCUUUGCUGCACUGCAAGUGCCACCGGCGCAUGAAGAGACAGGAGCACUGCUUACGUGUUUUCUGGACCAUUCACUCCAGCAUGACAGAUGGUUAUUUCAAUUUGGAGACCUCUCCCUAUGAGAAUCCAGCAAAUGAGGAACACUGGAAGACAGACUAUAAUAAGCUGGCAGCUCUGUUAUCAGGCUCACAGUUAGCAAGAGAUGCAACAAAUCCAUGCCUAAAAGCAACUCAUGUCUGUAAUCUGAGCAAGAAGUGCGUUCGUCUGCGCACAGAGUAUGCCUCUAUCUGCACCAAAGGAGUAGGAAGUGAGGAUGUGUGUGACCGUCGCAAAUGCCACAGAGGGCUAAGGAAUUUCUUUGAGAAAGUCCCUGAGGAUUUCACCAAAAGCAUCCUAUUCUGUCCAUGUCAAGAUGAGCUUUGUGGAGAACGACGCCGGAAAACUAUUGUUCCAAAUUGUUCUUUCCAGUAUAGCACCAAACCAAAUUGCCUCUGGCUUCUGGACUCCUGCUUAGAAGACCAUAUCUGCAAAUCCCGACUGGCUGACUUCCAACAAAAUUGUCAACCUGCAGACAUGUCUCCAGAUGGUUGUUCUCAGCACAGCCAUGCUGCAUGCCUGCAGGCUUACAUGGGGAUGAUUGGCACACCCAUGACACCCAACUAUGUCAGCAACUCCAGUGUGGAGGUAUCUCUGUGGUGUACAUGUGAGAGCAGUGGCAACCAGAAGGAGAAGUGUGACCAGAUACUCAGCAUGUUUGAGAACAACAAAUGCCUUGAAAAUGCCAUUUGGUCUCAAAUGCACCUGAAACAGACAGCUCUAGAAAGACAGGAAGACUUCUUUUAUUCAUCUUCCCUAAGCUUCCAAGGAGACAGUGCCAGCACAUCUCUUGCUUCAGAAAUGUCCCAGGUGGCUGAAGGGAAGACACAGCGAGACAUCUCCAAACACAGCAGUAUGCCAAUGGCCUCCUCAGUAUAUUCUGGAGCUGCUGUUUCUUGGCCAUCCCUGGCUCUGUUCCUGCCCCUGUGGCUGAGCCCACAUUAACUUGGCAUAAAUGGCAUCUUUCCUUCCCAUAUUACUAAUUUUAUUUCACAUCCAGGCACAUCCCACUA